Messenger RNA from Adelges cooleyi (spruce gall adelgid), 5477 nucleotides. RefSeq names its product ubiquitin carboxyl-terminal hydrolase 32 (gene Usp32). The record is from RefSeq and is a predicted model, not a curated record. Lineage: Eukaryota; Metazoa; Arthropoda; Insecta; Hemiptera; Adelgidae. Gene Ontology annotation, cellular component: Golgi apparatus. Gene Ontology annotation, molecular function: calcium ion binding; cysteine-type deubiquitinase activity. Gene Ontology annotation, biological process: protein deubiquitination. The coding region runs from base 443 to 5098 and encodes 1551 amino acids. The transcript has 31 exons.
UAGUUAUAUUUAGUAAUAAUAAUAAUACAUUAAUCAGUUUAGGCUCUGCGGACAAAUUUUGUCGUUUUACAUGAAUACCAUUAAAUCCGUCGUUUUGUCUGUACUCGAUUUGAGUGCGUAAAUAUUUCACAGCUGUGAUUGUACAAAUCCGUUUUAUACGUCAUAACUUAGAAUUCAAUGAAUUCAGUUGAAUUUAAAAGCAAAAGAAAUUUACUCUCUUUUUUUUUUUUAUCACCUUUAGCAAUGGCGGAUAAUUUGUGGCGUUUUGUUUUUUAACUUUGUUAUCAGUUAGUAGUUACAUUCGUAUUGCAAUAUUGCGAUUUUUGUUUUUUUUUUUUAAAACGACGUGGUGAAGCAAAAUUAUUGAAAAAAACCCUCGUAAUAUGUGCACCUCAGAAAACGGUUUGAUGUUUUAUUUAAAGUUGAUUUCGUGACUUACAUAAUGGGAGCAAAAGAUUCUAAACCGAGUUGCAUAACAUACGAGGAAGCAAUUAAAAGAAUAAGCGACUCCGAAUUGAAGAGGCUGAGAGAAGCAUUUAAAAGACUGUCGCCGGUUAACGGAUUUAUUUCUAAACAUUCAUUUAUUAAAGAGGUUCUUGGUGAUGGAGUUCCGUUGUCAAUUGCAGAUUAUAUUUAUUCUGCCUGUGGUGGUGCAGUCAAGGGGAUCAGCUUUAAAGAUUUAGUUUGCGGCCUGGUACUGCUAACACUUGGCACCAACGAAGAGAAAUAUAAAUUUUUAUUUAACUUGUAUGCCAAUGAAAAUGAAAAUGUUAUUUUGCGGGAAGACUUUCAAAGACUCAUUCAAGUGUCUGAGUGUAUUUUCGUACCAGAACAUGUCACUACACUAUUUCUCGAGCAAGAUCGGGUUAGCUAUGAUGAAUUUAGAACCUGGUUGACUUGUCAUCCUGAUGCUACAUCAUUGAGUAGAUGGUUAUUGACCAAACCAUGUUCUGUUACUUUAAGUAAUGAGUUGGAAAUGCCUACAUUUUAUCAAACACUUGCUGGUGUGACUCACUUGGAAGAAUCCGAUAUAAUUGAACUCGAGAAAUGUUAUUGGACAUUGAAAGGAGAAUCUUCAUCUGGAAAAUUGGAUUUAAAAACAUUGAUUCCCUUAAUCAGCCCUCCAAUGCCAUUAAAUGUUUGCUCAGGAUUGUUUGCAGCUUUCGAUGAGAAUAUGGACGGGCAUAUUGAUUUCAAAGAAAUGGCUUGUGGUAUAUCAGCUGCGUGUAGGGGACCUUUAACAGAACGACAAAAAUUUUGCUUUAAAGUGUUCGACAACGAUAAAGAUGGUUACCUAUCAAAAGAUGAAAUUUCAAAAAUGGUCGACGUAAUGCUUUUUAUUUGCGAUGACAACAUAGUUACUCAAAACAAAUCGGCUUCAGACGAAUCAGUUAAAGAACUGGUUGUAUCUGAUUUGAUCAAAAGAUCUACAGACCGAGGUUUAGCGAUCGGAGAAUAUUUAAUGUGGACUGUACAUAACUCGUUGCCGAUGGAUUUUUUAAACUUGAUUUUUCAGGUGUGCCAUAUCGUUUUUGGAUUGAGACCAAUAUCCCGUACCGAAGAAGGCGAUAUCGUCAAAGGAUGGUUAGAACGAGAAGAACGCAGAGGCCUAGCUGUUGGUCAACUCUGGUACUUAAUUUCUAUGGAUUGGUGGAGAAAUUGGAAUGAAUAUGUUUCUAAUACUUCAAAGAAUGGUGGUGAAAUGUCAAGUUUCUGUUCUUUUGAAAGUACCAGUUCAUUUUCAAAAACUUCAAGUUUAAAACUUACGUCGAAAAAAUCUCAAUCAUCUUUAGAAAACAGUAUUGCUCUUGACAACUCGCCUGUGGUUGUUACUGGAAUUACUCCUCUAGACCCUAGUACAGGUGGUCAUCGGAGAGUUGGGUCGUUCACGUCCUAUACGUCAUUACAAGAAUCUCCCACGCAAUCUCCAAUUUUGAGUAGAAAAAGUCUCAGUAAACCAGGACCAAUUAACAACUCUGGUCUGAUAUCUACGUCGACGACUAAAGUAACGUCACUCACCGGUGAAGGAGGGCAAUUAAAACGAAAUAUGCUAUCACGGGGUAGAGAUUUUCAGUUGAUUCCUAGUUCUUUGUGGAAAGCACUUGUUCAAUGGUAUAGGGGUUCUCCUGCUCUUCCUAGACAGGUUAUACAGCGUAGUCGAAAUUCGACCGAUGUAGAACUGGAGCUUUAUCCGAUAAAUCUAAAAUUAUUGAAACACCAUAACGGAACCUCUAACAACAGCUCUGGAUCCAACUCAAGUACAACAAGAACACAAGUAACCAAUACGGGAACUUGGUCCGGUUUAGUUGGUGGGUAUGGAGCUGCAGCAUUAAGUUCAACUGGGUAUAAUUAUGUCUCGAAUUUAGUAAAUUCAAUGCCACGGCGCUAUCUUGCGUACACUGCAUCGUUCAGCAAACUGGCAACAGUGAAACAUGUGUAUGAUUUCCUUUGUAUUAGACUAAAAUUAAAACCGGAAGAUAUGAGACUUUGGCAUUUUCACGAUGAGAAUAAUAUGGUAUUGAUUGAAGAUGAAGAACAGACAUUAGAAGAGUUGGGUGUAUGCGAUGAAGAUCAAAUCAUAAUUGAAAUCAGAAACAAAGACCUCACUUGGCCUGAAGAAAUUAGUUCUCUUUCUAUAAAUGCCAGCGAUAAGUGUAAACAAUUACCAGCUGAAAAAGGAGCCACUGGAUUGAAUAACUUGGGCAACACUUGUUUUAUGAAUGCUGCGUUACAGUGUGUUAGUAACACGAGACUUCUGACACAAUAUUUUAUAAACGAUAUGCAUCUUUAUGAACUCAAUCGACAUAACCCAUUGGGCAUGAAAGGAUGUAUAGCCAAGCGAUAUGGAGACCUCAUUCAUGAAAUUUGGAGAGGAACUGCAAAAACCAUUGCACCAUUGAAAUUAAGAUGGACCAUUGGAAAGUAUGCUCCACGUUUCAAUGGUUUCCAACAACAUGAUUCCCAGGAACUACUUGCCUUUUUAUUGGAUGGUUUACAUGAAGAUUUGAAUAGAGUUCACGGUAAACCAUAUUCUGAAUUAACAGACAGCGAAGGUCGCCCUGAUGUAAUCGUUGCAGAAGAGGCUUGGGAAAACCAUAUUGUUCGAAAUAAAUCUAUUGUUGUUGAUUUGUUUCAUGGUCAGUUAAAAUCCAAAGUUACUUGUAAAGAAUGUGGCCAUGAAUCUGUUAGAUUCGACCCUUUUAAUUACUUAUCUUUACCAUUACCAAUGGAAUCAUAUGUUUGCCUCCAAGCCAUUGUGAUAAAAUUGGAUGGAACAGUUCCUGUUAAAUAUGGCUUGAGGAUGAACGCCGAUGACAAAUAUUCUGUAGUUAAAUCUAAACUUUCCUCGCUAAGCGGGAUUCCAUACAAUAAUCUCAAACUUACCGAAAUCAUAGGCGCACAAAUUAAGACUAUUAUUAUCGAUGAACAAAAAGUAAAGCCAGGAAGUUUAUUGUACGCCUAUGAGUUACCACCACCUACUUCUGUUGGGCCCGGUUCAGAAAUGUCUGGUGAUGAAGAACGGUUGUCAAUUGGAUCGACAAGAUCGGGUACCCAAAGAGAAGCUGCCCAAACAUUUACAACUAUACAACGAACAGUUAGACCAGGAUGUAAUAACACUCAAACAAAUGGUAAUCGUACGACAAGCUUAAAUGAAGACACGCAUACGAAUGAAAAUACUGAUAGCAAUGGAGGAUCUCAGAUAGACGCUGAUGUAAAUUUAGAAGAACCAUUAAACACCAUCAUGGCUGAUAGCGGAAACGGUAGCGCCAGCAGUUUUAGUUUAACGGAUAGUGGUGAGACGAUUCAUCAAACGCCCAACUAUGUCAUUGCAUUACAUAGAAAAAUGAUUAGACAAGAUGUAUAUUUUAUAUCGGCUCAUAAAAGUAAACCCAGUAUUUUUGGUUUACCCAUAAUACUGCCUUGUAACGAGUCUACAUCGAAUCAAGAUCUUUAUCAAGCUGUUUGGCUUCAAGUGGCUAGAUUGGUAUCACCGUUGCCACCGUCCGAAUCGACAGUACCUAAUCAUGCUAUGGACUGUGAUGAUAGUUUGGGCUACGAGUUUCCGUUUGUUUUAAAAGCAGUUAAUCGGGAAGGCACAAUGUGUGCAUGGUGCCCAUGGUAUCGAUUUUGUAGGGGAUGCACAAUUUUAUGUUGCGAUACCGAGUUUAAUUUUGCCGCUAAUCAUAUAGCAAUAGAUUGGGAUCCGACGGCUUUACAUUUACGAUAUCAGACCUCGCAAGAAUCGGAACAUGAAUGUGUUGGGGAGCCUCAGAGUUCACACACAGAACCAAUUAGUUUAGAAUCAUGUCUCGCCGCGUUCACUAAAGAAGAACACCUUAGUGAAGCUGAAAAGUAUUAUUGUUCUGCUUGUCAAAAACAUCAACUAGCUUCUAAAAAAUUAGAAAUUUGGAGGUUACCUCCCAUUUUAAUUGUACAUCUCAAACGAUUUCAAUACCUACAAGGCAAAUGGGUCAAAUCUCACAAAGUCGUAAAAUUCCCAUUCAAUACGUUUGAUCCAACGGAUUAUUUAGCAUCGGUUCCAAAGCACACAGUUUUGAGAAGUAAAGAAUUGAAUGACCAGUCUGAGAGUUCCAGGGGAAAAUAUUCAGAGAAUGAUGAUGAACACUCCACAGAUUCCACUGUAAUUACAGACAAUGGUUUAUUGAGUGUAAGUGGCCUAAGGGGAAUAGAAGGUUCUCAUCGUAAAAGAUUAGAGUCGACGUCACUUAUGCGAACGCCCAUUGAUGAUACUGCGCUUCAAGACUUUCAUCAACAUAAAUUAGUCCACGAAUGGAAUCCUUUAGACUUAAAGUAUAACCUAUAUGCUGUUGUGUGUCACUCGGGAAUUCUUGGAGGCGGACAUUAUGUAUCCUAUGCUUGUAAUCCGAACGGAAAGUGGUAUUGUUACAAUGAUAGUAGUUGUAAGGAGGUCACAGGUGAAAUGGAUACGAGUGGAGCAUAUAUGUUAUUUUACGAGCGAGCCGGUCUGUCUCAUGAUCAGUAUAUGCCUAAUGUAUCUGGUCGAAUUCCUGUUGAUAUCAAAGACCUUGAUCAGGAUUUUGACUCCGACUUGAAAAAAGUUUGUACCAUGAUGUGAUCUUUGAGCUUAUAUAUUUUAUAAACAAAAAAAAGAGAGAUAAACUUGGUAAUUUUUUUAGUGUAAACAUCGUUAAUUCUAUUAUUUCUAUUUAUAUCAAAUUUUUAUUGUAUCCAUAUAAAAAAAAAAAACAGUAGUUGCCAUAACAGUUUGAAAUGUUGAAAUGAUAUUUAUUAUUUUCUUUGUUUUAAUUUAUUUAUUGCCAUUUGAUAAAAGUUACCAAUCAUAAUAUUACAGUUUACACAUUUUUAUUUGUACUUUGUUUGAUAAAACAUUCCAUUUUUGAAACUAUUACAAUAGUUGUUAUAUACUAUACUUAAGAAAAGUAAAAUUUUAAAGAUCAAAAUUAUUGGAACAAUUCAUAUUAUUAUUCAUAUUA